Messenger RNA from Rattus rattus (black rat), 755 nucleotides. RefSeq names its product SWI5 homologous recombination repair protein (gene Swi5). The coding region runs from base 236 to 505 and encodes 89 amino acids. The record is from RefSeq and is a predicted model, not a curated record. The transcript has 5 exons. Gene Ontology annotation, cellular component: Swi5-Swi2 complex; Swi5-Sfr1 complex. Gene Ontology annotation, biological process: double-strand break repair via homologous recombination. NCBI's taxonomy places the organism in Eukaryota, Metazoa, Chordata, Mammalia, Rodentia, Muridae.
GAGGGGCGGGACAGCUUUAGCUUGGUGCGUGCGCAGCCGGACGUGAGGCAGUUGGUGGUCUCCAUCGUCGAUUUCUGGUUACCUGAAAAGCAGCCGUUUAACCCCAAUCCUGGACCCUUCAGAGUUUAAGCCCACCCCGCUCCGGGUGCCCCGGACCUUAGGGUUCAGGAGGGGUGAGUCAGAAUUCAGCCGAAUUUACCAUGGGGGCUACCGAUCGCCGCAACGACCAUUCCCCAUGAUUGAUGAGGGUGAGGAAGUCACCGAGGAGACCUUGAAUUCUGACAUUCAGAAACUGAAGGAGAAGCAGGACAUGCUGGACAAGGAGAUCUCCCAGUUAAUAGCCGAGGGCUACCGUGUGAUUGAGCUGGAGCAGCACAUCUCCCUCCUCCAUGAGUACAAUGACAUCAAGGAUGUGUCACAGAUGCUGCUGGGCAAACUGGCUGUGACUCGAGGCGUUACCACCAAGGAGUUAUAUCCGGAUUUUGAUCUAAACCCAAAUGACUGAGCAGCUUCUCGGAGAUCUUCAUCUGCAGUCCACAGGGACAGGAGGAUGAAGGCAUAAAGGCAGAGAGCCCAGACAGUAUGUUCAUAUGAUAUCCAGAUUUAAAAAAUGCUAAAAGCCCUCCAGAGUUUGGAGUGGGUCCUAGAGAAGAGGGGUCUUGGGAGGGGUGGGUAUUGUCAGUGCUAGGAUUUCUAAACAUUUUGUGAGUGGAUUUGUUGUUGUCCCUUUUGUUAAUAAAUCUAUGAGCAAUCUG